CGGUGAGUGAGCGUAACGUGAACUGACAGGCUGGGAAAUGAUUCAAGUACAAGCCAGAAAGAGCUGAAAAGAAAAAGAUCCACAAUGUUUUCAAGGCUGUUUUCUUCUUGGAUUUGCAGCCUCAAGGGGAGAUAAUAUUUGUGGGAGCCUCAGCCCUCCUUCACCAUGGUGGACCUGUUCGUUGGCCGGGUCCUGGUGAAGAACAACAAGGACCAGGAUGAGCUGGACACGGAGCGUGAGAUCAUCCUGCGCUUGCAGAACCGCAUCCUGAUGCUCUUCUUUGCGUCUGCUGCGUGUGAGAGCUGCCAGCAGUUUGCUCCCACACUCGCUGACUUCUUCAGACGGUUGACAGAUGAAUCCUAUGUGGAUCGCUCUGCUCAGCUGGUUCUCUUGUACAUUAGUUUGGACCAGUCAGAGGAACAGCAAGAAAGCUUCCUCAAAGAGCUGCCCAAGAAGUGCCUGUUCCUGGCCUAUGAGGACCCCUACAGGAGGGAGCUGGAGGCCAUGUUUCACGUGGAGGAGCUGCCCACAGUGGUGGUGCUGCGUCCCGACUGCUCCAUCCUCAUCCCUAACGCAGUGGAGGAGAUACUCGGCCUCGGCCCAGUCUGCUACCGCAACUGGCAGGAAGCAGCAGAGCUCAUCGACAGGAACUUCAUGAUCAGCGAGGACUUUGAGCAGAAGUCCAUGCGCAGCUGGAGUGACCCCGUGAGAAGGCUGAAAUACAAGGUGGAAGAUGAGAGGAAGGAAAAGAAGAAGAAAAAGCGCAGAGGCUGGGGUGGAGGUGGAGAAGGAGAUGGAGGAGGGUCACUAUUAUGA
Messenger RNA from Chelmon rostratus (copperband butterflyfish), 816 nucleotides. Its product is annotated as nucleoredoxin-like protein 1. The transcript has 4 exons. The coding region runs from base 166 to 816 and encodes 216 amino acids. Gene Ontology annotation, biological process: photoreceptor cell maintenance. The record is from RefSeq and is a predicted model, not a curated record. Gene Ontology annotation, cellular component: mitochondrion. Lineage: Eukaryota; Metazoa; Chordata; Actinopteri; Chaetodontiformes; Chaetodontidae.